Molecule: messenger RNA, 1265 nt
Organism: Drosophila kikkawai
Lineage: Eukaryota; Metazoa; Arthropoda; Insecta; Diptera; Drosophilidae
Gene: NANS
Product: N-acetylneuraminic acid synthase
Biological process (GO): carbohydrate biosynthetic process
Molecular function (GO): N-acylneuraminate-9-phosphate synthase activity
Source: RefSeq, a predicted model, not a curated record
GCCCUCGCCAUUUUCAAUUGACUGUUAAAUUGAGCGCAUUUAAAUUAAUUCAAAUUAAUUGAAAAUGCUUUUAAACAAAAUUUUAAAUGGAUUCCAAGAUGAGGCCGUCUAUAUUAUAGCGGAAAUUGGGCAGAACCACCAGGGAUCCCUGGCAACGGCCAAGCAAAUGAUUUCUGAGGCCAAGAAAGCUGGCUGCCACUGCGUAAAGUUUCAAAAAUCCGAUUUGCCAGCAAAGUUUACCAGAUCCGCUCUGGAACGUAAAUAUGUCAGUGAUCACGCGUGGGGAAAAACAUACGGGGAGCACAAGGAAUAUCUGGAGUUCUCCAAGGAUCAGUAUCUGGAAUUGCAAGCUUACAGUCGAGAACUUAAUGUGGACUUUACAGCUUCCGCAAUGGAUGAGCGCUCCUUGGACUUUCUGUUGGAGUUAAAUGUGCCCUUUAUUAAAAUUGGCUCUGGAGAUGCAAACAAUUUUCCGCUUCUGAAAAAGGCAGCUGGCUUAGACUUGCCCCUGGUCAUCUCUACGGGAAUGCAGACUAUGACCACUGUUGAACGGAUUGUUCAGAUAAUGGAAGAGGCUGGAAAACACAACUUUGCCCUUAUGCACUGCGUCUCGUCUUAUCCAACUUUGCCGAAAGAUUGCCAGUUGCAGACUAUUUCCUUGCUGAGGCAACGCUUUCCGAGCGUGGUUAUUGGUUACUCAGGACACGAGCUGGGGAUAUCCAUUAGCAAGGCAGCAGUAUUGUUGGGCGCCCGCAUAGUGGAGCGCCAUUUCACGCUGGACAAGAAUCAGAAGGGCUCUGACCACCGCUGCUCUCUAGAGCCUACGGAACUGCGAACCUUAUCAAGAGCAAUCGGCGACUUCAAACUAGGGAAGAAACCACUCGCUGCCAGUGAAAUAAUAAGAACCCUAAAUGGCGGUAAUGAACUGGCAGAAGCUCUGCGGGAUGUCCAUGAUAAAGACAUUAUGCUCUGCGAGUUGCCUUGCAGGAAUAAGUUGGGCAAAUCCAUUGUGGCAACCCGCAAUCUCAGCAAAGGCCACCGCCUGCAACUGAACGACUUGGCCAUCAAAGUCAGCGAGCCAAGGGGCCUCACAGCCGAAACAUACUGGGACAUACUUGGAAAAGAAUUAACGGACUCUGUUUGUGAGGAUGAACCCAUAACUGGGAGCAUGCUAAUUCUUUAGUCAAUGAAAAAUACAUGCGUAGAUGAGUAGGUGAUACAUAAAGUGCGAUUGAAUACGAAUAAAAUGGCAAGGAGUUACUCGG